This is a messenger RNA of Drosophila arizonae, 1718 nucleotides long. It is a transcript of the gene Tailor, whose product is annotated as terminal uridylyl transferase tailor. Gene Ontology annotation, molecular function: RNA uridylyltransferase activity. NCBI's taxonomy places the organism in Eukaryota, Metazoa, Arthropoda, Insecta, Diptera, Drosophilidae. The record is from RefSeq and is a predicted model, not a curated record.
GCUGCGCUCUUCUUUGUUUAUUUAAACAUUUAAUUUUGUGAUUUUUUGAAUAUUGCACAGAAAUCCACCUGCACCGUUCCCAUUAUCACUGCGACAAAAAAGAGCAAAAAACGUAGGGCGAUGGCCGAAAACCAACAGCAACAACAAAAUAAGUUAUUAUACUUGAAUCCCCUGACAUUGGAAGCGAACUUCUUUUUGGAAACAUUAGAAGAAGUUAAUCGCCAAAAUCAACUUCAACUAGAUCCACAUUUGACGCAUCUACUGGAGCGCAUUGUUGUUGGUAUUGAAACAUUUUUAGACAAGAAGCCUACGUACAUAGUACCCAAGAAAGCGCAACAGGUCUCCCAAGAGCAUCCAAAUAUAACAUCAGAUGCUGGCGGACUAACCUUUGUGCCGCCCAAUGAGUUACUGAAAAUCAAGAGAACAUUUAACUGUACCGCUUGCACGUACCGCAUCGUAGGGACAACAAUUAGCAAAGCAGUGGCACAUCUGGCUGAACAACAUCCGAAUCCGAAUCCGAAUCCUCAUUCUACACAAAAUGGCAACGUUAAUGAACAGCGCCCGAUGACUACGAAGCAAGAGAAAAAACGAGCAGAGGUGGAAGCACGCACCAAGUUGAAUGUAAAUCUGCCGAAAAAGGUUAAGGCCCUGGCACUGGAUGACAUGAGUGACAUGAUUCGCGAUAAGUAUCAGGUUGCGGAUAAGCUGAAAGUAAUGCCCCAGUAUGAUAAGAUUGAAGAGGAUUUAUGUAGGCUGAUUGCGCCCGCGUUUGCUAACGAUCCAGUUCGAAUAUAUAAAUUUGGUUCACGGAUAACUGGCAUUGGAACCCGCUCAUCAGAUUUGGAUGUAUUCAUAGACAUUGGCAACAGUUUUCACCUAUUUGAGCAUCGAGCUGGCAAGAAUACCAUUGCCAAGCUUCGGGUACUGCGGGGAUUGUUCGUAGACAGCGACGACUGGCGUAUAAUUAAUGUAAUCGAACAGGCGCGUGUGCCCAUAAUUAAAACGUGUCAUCUAUCAUCUGGCAUUGAGUGUGAUAUAUGUUUAAAUAGCUUGGGUUUUUGCAACACAACCUUACUCAAAUAUAUAUUCGAGACGCAGCCAUUAGCCCAGUAUAUGUGCAUUUUCUUAAAAACCUGGCUGGAGCGCUGCAGGUUGACAGAACAAAUAACCACAUAUAGCAUGGCCCUAAUGGUUAUCUAUUACUUACAAAGCAGACAGCUACUGCCAUCGAUUGCAUURCUACAGCAGGGGGAAUCAAUGUCUACAAAGCAAUUUGUAGGACCUUGGAUUACGAACUUUCAACAGAAGUCACUCAGUGAACUGGGAAUGCAGCAGAUAGAGGUAACAGUGCCCGUGCUCAAAGAAUAUUUAAAAGAUUUCUUUAAGUUCUAUGCAACGUUCAACUAUGAACGAAAUAUGGUUUGCCCAUAUUUUGGCAAGAAACAUAUACUUAUUUCGCGCAUAGAAAAGGAGAUGCCGAAAAGGUAUGUUGAUUAUGCAAAUCAAAAUCCAGAGUGCGCAUUACAACUUCGGAAGCCAAUGGUUGUUCAAGAUCCGAUACAAUUAAAUCAUAAUGUGACAAAGGCGGUGACGAAAUAUGCGUUACAAAAAUUGAUUGAUUACUGCGAGCAAACAGAGUCGUUACUUUAUAGUAGUGUAUAAACCUUUUUCAUAAAAUCUUUCAAAUUAUUAAAUGCUAAUUGCCGUGAUAGAAUCAA